GACAAGCAUUGGAGCAGUUUAACCAACCAGAGCCGCCCGCCGCAGCCGCAGCUCCUGUCGCAGCUGAAGUACCCGUCGCACCCGGAUCUCCUAUGGUUACUCAGGCCCUUGUUUCUUCUCGUGGACACAUGACAACCGCUGCUGAUGGACCGAAUGUUAAGCAUGCCGGCCAGAAGACCGCUCAACUCGAGGCAUUCGUGAAUAAGAAGAUUUCGUACUUCAUCGACGACUCAAACAACCGGCUCCAUUUUGUUCUCAACUACAUUGGUCCGCAAACCUUCACUGCCCCCGCGUUGUCCUUCGCGCGUCAAGUUGAAGGCAAAUGGAAGCUCGAGAAUUGGAAGCAAGACAGCUGGCGCCCCCGAGCCGGUGAGGGAAAUAUUCACGCCCUCUUAGCUACCAAGCACAACCUUCGUCACGUUCGUAACAUCUAUGGCUACCUGCGAUGCCAUAAAGAGAUGUUUGUCCGCAGACUCGCUCAUUCCAAGAACCUUUCGCUAGACAGCCACCAGCGAGGAGAUUAGGAAGACUCUCGGUACGGUUUUAGUAGCAAUAUGGGUGGAAAAUUGGCCAUCCGAAUCGUCCCCCCUGGUGAAAAUGGCACCUUCACUACUAGCGCCCGAAUCUUUUUUCGCGACAUUCAUGAGAAUGGCGGUGAGGAGAUCAGAGAUCCUCUUAGUGGCGUAAAGGCGGAACCCAAGGACAUCAAUCGUAACGAUAUGAUAUUCUGGAUCGAGGAACAGGUCCUCCGAGAGUUCUAUAAGAUUCAUAAGAAGAUGAAAGCGGAAGUUGAGAGAGACGAGGAGUCCAAAGUGGAGGAUCGUGGCGAGGGUACCUCCACUUAGUUCGCCAGUCUUGCGGCAUUAGGUUUUCACCGCAGGAAUUUGCGAAAGUGCUAGGAACGGAUGAAGGAAGGAUACACUAUUCCCAUUGACGUCGUAAUAGUCCUCUUGCCGAUACUGGUUAUUGUAUGCUCUGACCUUCCAUAGUGCAGUCGAUUGCAUAGGUAUUGCUUGCGCGUAGGGUAGGAC
Molecule: messenger RNA, 1031 nt
Organism: Hypoxylon trugodes
Lineage: Eukaryota; Fungi; Ascomycota; Sordariomycetes; Xylariales; Hypoxylaceae
Exons: 1
Coding region: 93-524 (143 amino acids)
Source: RefSeq, a predicted model, not a curated record